ACGAAGCGCCUCCGUAGCGCUCUCUUACUUUCUUCUCUUAUGAGACCGUGCCGUUGGGGACGACGUUUCGUUCGUCGUUCGAUCGGUCCACCACGUUUCGUCUCGCGACAUUUCUUCGCACCCUCCUAUCCCUUCGGCUCCUCCCGUUCACGGUGCCGCGUUGCAGUCUUCGGGUGCUGGUGCUCGUGUUGUUGAUGCUAGUGGUGGGUGAUAGUUUGGUGUCGUCGAUGGUGCUGGUGUCGGUGGUCGAUGGUGGUUGGUGAAUUCGAGUACAGGAGGAAGUCACCCCGUUAGGAUUCUCGAGGAGCGGCUGUUAGAAUCAUGGCGUCUUAUAGGAGCUACGGUGACACUGGCGCCUACAGAUCCAGAGUCGGCAUCGCCGCCGGCACAUUUGGGAGGGCCGCUUCUUCGACAGGAAGUAGUCUACCCAGCUGCAGAAACAGCUACUCGUCCAUCGGUUCCGGUUCCAGUCGGACUCUUGCCAAGGACAGGGUAUCUGGCUUUGGAAACGCGUUCUUGAAGAAGGACAAAAACGAAGAGAAACCUAGCUUUAAGUAUUCCACUGGUAAGGAUGCCGAUAAAAGCAGACUGCACCCGGGUAGGUCGUCGUCGGAGGACGUAAGGGCGAAAAGCCCAUUAUCGAGCAGCAGAUCCUCACUGUUGGAGAAGUACUCGUAUCCAGCUGCUAAAACUUCAGACAGACCGGCCUCCGUCUUGGACAGAUAUAACCGAGCCACUUCUCGCGAGAAGAGCAGAGAGCCCGAAGGAGUAUCCCGAUACGGAUCCAACACGUAUCCCGGAUCAGGCUUGGCUCGAAGUUAUGGAAACGAAAGUAGAAUCGAGAAGAAAGAGAGAGCCGACCAUCCACCGGUUUCCUAUCGAGGAUUACGACCGAACUCUGGAAGAAGCUCCCGUGAGCCUAGCCCGGAAGUCAGCGUUGGAAAAUCGAAUACCUUCCGGAUGUAUCCGAGAGCUUCCUCUUAUGGUCGUUCCGGUGCUUCUUCGAGUGCGUCUGAAUCAAGCUCGACGCCAAUCUCCUCCAGAUACGGUUCUUCUUCAGCAACCAGGUUCCUUUCUUCGAGAACCGGUAACGAUCGAGUUCCCGCAGCCAUAAGCUACUCCGGAUCGGACAGGUUCCGAACUUCAGGCAGUAAGCCCGUGCCAGGGAGCUCGAAGAAAGAGGAUGUUACGAAACCACCUUCGGAGAAGGAUCCUAGUCAAGAACCAUUCGUAACCUCCGCCAAAGCCGAAGAAUUCGAAGUUGACAAGAGGUUACAAGAAAGCGAAACGGUAACCAUAACCAUGAUCACUAGAGGUACGUCGCCGAGUCCACCAGCUUCUUCAUCCUUCGUGAGAAACAGAAGAGCCGACGUGGGUAUAGCGAGUCAGAAGGAAAUAGCGAGAGUCAGAAAAAAGAUCGAUUCCAAGGAUCAAGAGGUUCAGUGCGAAAAGACGGAGGAUAAUUCGAGGUUCCUGAGAUACGGUGGUGGUGGACGAAUCGCGGGUACACCAUGGACAACGUACAUAGACAAAUUUUCCUCGUCGAAUACAGCUGGAAGUCCUGGUUACGGGAGAGGGUUCAACGGCGGGGGUGGUGGUAAUUCCAGGAUGAACAGUUUCGCGUUUUCAAGGUCGAACGACAGGAACGAUCCUUCCAUGAAGGUGUCGCCUAAUUCUAGUCAAGAGGUUUCCGCAAACAGAAAUCAAAACGAGCAGAAUAACAAGGUGUUUGGUGGUUUGGGUUUCCCGAGAAGCAGCGCGGACCCGAAAGAAAAUCCGAGGAAGGAUCAAUCAGAGGGUAAACUUCAGAACGCCUCGUGUUCCGUUGGAAAGGUUGAAGGUAAAGUAGGUCGUUUAACAAGUCCACAGCAGUCUGGUAUUGUUGGAAAGUCCCAAGAAUCCAAGAGCGAGGAAACGCAGAGUAGUAGAGAAAGUUCGACGUCGAAGAGCGAGAGUUAUAGUCAAAGAAGACCGUCUAUACCGCGGUUAGGCCGCGGAACGCCGAAGAACGACGUGAAAAUCUUGAGGUCCUCGUCGAAUUCGUCGACGAAAUCUGACGGACUUCGAGAAAGAAGAGGCUCGACACCUAAGUCUGACCAUAGUUCGUUGUCUAAACUAGACGAAUCCUCUAGGAUAGUUGAAGGACAUUGCAAGGAGCAAGGCAGUGAAAUUGCAUCCCUGAAGAGUGACAAUGCAUCGGGCGGGAAGGAAUCUUUCCACGGUUCAUCCCAGAGUCGAUCAACAACACCUCAGUCGCGCAGCGGUUCAUCAAAGAAUCUUCCUCGUCAAAUGACGCGAAUCGACUCGUCAGACAGUUCCGCUGUAAAUGUGCCAAUUGGCAGAUCGAAAUCCUCGUCAGCCAGUUCGACGACGAGUCAGGGUGCAAAAAUAAAGGCGACGCCGUCGUGUUCGUCGCCAGGGAAGUCGUCCGUCGGCUCGAGCGCGUCCUCAGUGAAUCUGAGACAAGGCGGUUCGCCGGAUGCUCGUGGCAAACCACCUGUCCCGAAGAGCGACGCCGCGUCCUCCUCCUCGUCCAAGAGCAUCGUGGCAUUGAAAUACGUGAACAAGGAUUUCCGCAAGUCGACCUUGAACAUGGAGAACGGUGAUCCGUCUCGGUCCAAGUACAGCAGGAAGAAGAAGAGCAACCAACGAAGCGUGUCCGUCAGCUCUCAAGAUUCGCAAUCCGAACCGAAUUCCGAACCGAUUCGACAGGCUGCUACCUCGGACUCUUCAGGCUCGGCGAAAUCGAGCAGGUCGAGACUGAAGAUGCCGUCGAGUACGUCGAAGAUGAUUACGAAGAGUGAUUCGACUGGCAAUUCCUUCAGGCCGGAAAAAUCGAGAAGUACGUCGAAGUCACCUUCUGUAAGACGGGAAGAGAACGGAACAUCGAGUUCCAGUAGUAACGAAUCGAACUCUUCGAAUUCAUCGAGCAGCGAGGAAGAUGACGAGGAGCAACAGAUAAGGUCCAGCUCGAGACGUCGAAGGAAACGAACGUCCAAGUCUCCGUUCUGCGAGAAGAAGGGAAAAAUGAGCGCCGGCUCUUCCAGGACAAGUGUUUUAGCUUCGUCUGCCGAUGAAAUGUCUUUGACCAUGGAGAAACCACCCAGACCACCGUCCAGUCCGAGGUCCAGGAACGAUCGUUCAGGGAAAACAGAAGAGGCCAAGUCGUUCCUAAUGCGAGCACUUGCUCCAGUGACGAAUCUCUUCAAGAAUAAGCAUCAGGACUCCAGCGAAUCCGGUAAAUCAGGUGGUUGGCUGGAUUCCAACGAAGAAAACACGGACGUAAAGAAGUCGGAGCACAACGGUACGUCAUUGUCGAAGAGUUUGUCGAAGAGUUUCAGCUUCACAAACUCGGAGAAAAGCGAGGAGAGAAAGCAACAGAGUAACGGGAGGAUAAGACGUAAUUAUUCUGGGGAGCAGCCCUGGUGGAUGAAUCCGAACUGCGACAACGUUCCUGAAGGCGUCGAAACAGGAAGCGUGUGUAACGACGACAUUAGCCAAGAAACGACCGUCAGCGGUGCUUUACCUGACGAUGGAAAAUUUAAAUACAAGGUAUGGAGACAAGAAUCAGAAGAACGAGCCUGGUGGUUCGAUGCGAACGACAGUGUAGCCUCGGGGGAGGCUAAGAAACAGAGCUCGACGACGACUUCGAGACAAGAAUCGGUGGAGAAAGGCCGAUGGUUAGAUUCUAAUGAUAGCGGGCCGUCGGAGGAGACGAAGAAACAAUCUUUCUCGACAGCCUCGAUGCACGAUACUGGAGAGAGAGCUCGAUGGUUGGAUGGAAACGACAGCCAUCCCUCGGAGGAAUCGAAAAAAUCAUCGUGUUCGACGGGGUGGAGGCAAGAAUCCGGGGAUAGAGGUUGCUGGUUGGACGCGAACGACGGUGUUCCAUCGGAUGACUCGAAAAAGCCAUUCCCCGCAGCUUCUCCCGUUCAGAAACGAGAAUCGAGUCGUUCUAGCACCCGAUCCAGCGAUAAAAGAAGUCGGAUCAAACAUCAGCAAUCCGGGGAACGAGCAUGGUGGAUGAGCAACGAUCCUGAUAACGUACCUGAAGGAAUUGAAGUGAUUCCUAUAACUACAGACAGUGCAGAAAACAUAAACGAUUACCCGGAUGAAGUUGAUGACAGUCAGUCUUAUGGGAGAAUGUUUAAUAAAAUUAGACACAUCGAGUCUGGUGAGAAACCAUGGUGGAUGGACAGUUCGUCGAAGGUGCCUGACGGUGUCGUCAAGAUUCCAGUGGAAACUUCGAACAGCACAUCGGACUCGUCCGAAUCGUUUGAGAGAAUCGAUAUUGGCGUUAACCCUGAACCUGAGAUGUACACGAAGAGAAGCCUCUCUAGAUUCCCUAUCGAAUUUCCGCCACCUCCGCCUGACGAGCCACUCGGGGAUCGCGCCAGUCCCGAAGGGGUAGAAAAUCCUCCCGAUCCACCAGACAAUUACGGGGGACGCGACUCGCCUUACGACAACGUGCAACCAACACCCCGAAGAUCGUCGCCAAGGAAACGACCCUCCACGUUACCGCUAUUCAUCGGCGAGCACACUAACAUCGAUGACCUGUUGGGUGACACGAGCAACCUCUGUCCCAGUCCUGUCUUGUCUCGCAUUCGUAAACGCGAGCCCAUCGAAGAGGAUACCGACGAAGAGAGUUCAGAAUGCGAGGAGAUCGAUGCCACCCAAGUGAUCAUUCACGAUAGCACACCCAAGACACCGGUGAUACAACGACGACAUCGGGACAACGAGAGGCCACAACCUGAUGGCUACAUUCCGAUACGCAUACUGAAAGUCGGGCGAUCGAUGGAAGAGCGCGAAAAACUAGGAAGACGAAACAUCCGAGUUUUCUUUUCUCGUCACGAACCUCCGUCGACGGUCUGACGAAAAUAAAUCGGCAGCUUUUCACGUUCGUUCAUCGUCAACCUUUCCUCCUCUCUCUCUCUCUCUCUUUCUCUCGUUCACAAUAAAA
Osmia bicornis bicornis is the source of this 4960-nucleotide messenger RNA. RefSeq names its product dentin sialophosphoprotein-like. The transcript has 10 exons. The coding region runs from base 322 to 4872 and encodes 1516 amino acids. The record is from RefSeq and is a predicted model, not a curated record. NCBI's taxonomy places the organism in Eukaryota, Metazoa, Arthropoda, Insecta, Hymenoptera, Megachilidae.